AUGGACAAAAAUGUAUUAGGAACUCCCUACUACAGAAAGGCGAAGAUAGUGGAUAGUCCAAAGGUAUCCGAAGCGCGGAGUGCGGGUCCUAAGGUGCGGGGUAUCGGGUUAUCAUCGGGUCGGGUGCGGGUGACGUCGGACAUAGCGGGAAUUGGAUGGAAAGGCACCCCCCCGGUAGAGGGUGAUCAGGGAGGAGGCACAGUAGGGGCUAGCAGAGUCCAGCAGGGGCUAGCAGGCAAAGACCAGAGGAGCUUAGCUUACACUAGGGAGCUACCACUCCAUUGUGGUGAAGAGAGUGGGAUUCGAUCGUUGCAACAAGCUUCUGCCGAUAAUAGAGACACCCCAGAACUCACAUCUCGUACAUUGGACGAGAAUCCAUUGGACAACCAGGAGGAAGAUGACAAACCAGAAUCGCUAGCAGGAGCUCCGGACCCAAGCACCAUAACUUGGCCCUCAGAAGAACUCCCAUCCCCCACGUUAGAACCAAAAGAGCAAACGACAAGACCAAUCCGAAAAACCCCUGUACCAGCUUCGUUACCCACGGUAGCAACACCAACGAGACCAACAACACUAUAUCUCCCUAACCCAGCCGCACCACCUAAAAACUCGCAACCGAUUAGGCAAACAGUCGCCCAACCAUGGAAAAUGGCCAAGAGCUCCACACCAUCUUGGUUCCACGGGAAACCAGAGGAAAACGCCCAAAACUUCCUGAAGGAAGUUGAUCGUUAUAGCAUACUCAACGAUCUGAAAACGGAGGCGGCAAAAGUUGUUGUGUUCAGCACACUCCUGUCGGCAGGAUUGACUGCAGACUUAUGGUGGACCAAGUUAGAUAGCUCGAAGAAGACAACGUGGGCAGACAUGCAGACCGAGUUCAGCAAGAAAACGGGGCUCGACUACCAGCAUGAGAUAUUAGCAUUACACAUCAACAAAGAGGAAGUGGGAACACAGGUCACAGUAGCAGGAGUCCCAACCUGGGCUCACCUGCAAUUCCGCGUCAAAAUGCAGCAAUUAGUUGCUGAGGCAGGAGCGAACGAGACAGCAGGACUGGUUUAUCAAGUCAGGGAGAACCUACCAACCGUAAUCAAGGAACUCACCACUCCAGGACUUGCAGAUUGGACGAAGUUUUUGAUGAUGCUGUGA
This is a messenger RNA of Suillus clintonianus, 1140 nucleotides long. RefSeq lists its product as uncharacterized. The transcript has 7 exons. NCBI's taxonomy places the organism in Eukaryota, Fungi, Basidiomycota, Agaricomycetes, Boletales, Suillaceae. The coding region runs from base 1 to 1140 and encodes 379 amino acids. The record is from RefSeq and is a predicted model, not a curated record.